Molecule: messenger RNA, 909 nt
Organism: Enterobius vermicularis (human pinworm)
Lineage: Eukaryota; Metazoa; Nematoda; Chromadorea; Rhabditida; Oxyuridae
Source: the annotation of a GenBank genome assembly
AUGACGAUUUUUUCGCGCUUCGCAAAGAUUGGAAUUCCCGUAGCAGCUGCUAUAUUGACAGGAAGUGCUUUGGGUAACAAGCGGCGAGGAAUUUUAACAGCUUCAGCAGCAACAGUGGAUUCUGAGUAUUCACAAAAAGAUUCAUUUUUGACGGCAGAGGAUUUGCCAGAUGUUGAAAAACCUUAUAACGGCUUCCCGAGGAAUAAGUGGGAUAACAAUUGGGACAACCGUGACCCAGUAGGGAUGGUUCAUUAUGAACACCUAAAAGCUGCCAAAUCUGAGGAAGAACGGAAAACUUUGAUCAAAAAGAAAAAACCAGUAGCUGUUAGGAACAUAUUUCUUGUCAGGCACGCUCAAUACCACAUCGACAGCAAGAAAAAAGAUCUCACCCCUCUCGGGCGAGAACAGGCCGCUUUGCUUGGUAAGAGGUUAGCGGCAAGCGGUAAGAAGUUUGAUAUUUUGUACAUGUCAACUAUGGCAAGAGCUACAGAAACAGCGCAAAUAAUGCUCACAGAGAUGGAUCCUGUACAGACAUGCAGCGACUCCUUGUUGGAAGAGGGAGCCCCUUACCCACCUGAACCACCAUCUCGUACCUGGCAUCCUGCACAACAUGUAAUUUCUUUGAAUUUCUUCGCGGAGGGGUCGAGAAUUGAAGCUGCGUUCCGAAAGUAUAUUCAUCGAGCAGAUCCAAAGCAAGAGAAGGACAGUUACGAAAUUAUUGUUUGUCAUGGGAACGUUAUCAGAUAUUUUAUCUGCAGAGCUCUACAGUUUCCUCCUGAGGGAUGGUUGCGUUUCUCCUUGGGAAAUACGUCGAUAACGUGGUUAAUUGUGAAACCUUCUGGCCGGGUUAUUGUUCGUACAAUUGGUGAUAUCGGUCACUUACCGGAGAACAAAACCACCUUCACAUGA